Anoplopoma fimbria (sablefish) is the source of this 2520-nucleotide messenger RNA. Its product is annotated as solute carrier family 12 member 3-like. The record is from RefSeq and is a predicted model, not a curated record. The transcript is spliced from 23 exons. Gene Ontology annotation, cellular component: membrane. Bases 1 to 2520 code for a protein of 839 amino acids. Gene Ontology annotation, molecular function: sodium:potassium:chloride symporter activity. Gene Ontology annotation, biological process: sodium ion transmembrane transport; chloride transmembrane transport; chloride ion homeostasis. Lineage: Eukaryota; Metazoa; Chordata; Actinopteri; Perciformes; Anoplopomatidae.
AUGUCUGUGAUGGUGACCUCAGUAACCGCUCUCUCCAUCUCUGCCAUCGCCACCAACGGGAGGGUGAUCUCGGGCCCUGAAAUUGGUGGUCCAAUUGGGGUAGUGUUUUCCUUUGCCAACGCCCUGGCCUGUGCACUCAACACCGUUGGCUUUGCAGAGGUGGUCCGUGAUUUAUUGCAGGAGUUUGGUGUUGUCAUGGUCGAUUCAAUCAAUGACGUCCGUAUUGUGGGCGUGAUCACGGUGACUGUUCUUCUGCUUAUUUCUUUGGCUGGAAUGGAGUGGGAGUCCAAGACCCAGAUUUUGUUCUUCAUAGUUCUCUUGGUUUCGUUUGCUAACUACUUGGUGGGCACAUUUUUACCCCAAAAUCAAGAGAAACAAGCCCUGGGCAUCUUUGGAUACCGUGGUGAUAUCCUCCUAUCGAACCUGAAACCAGACUGGAGAGGACCUGAGGGUAACUUUUUCCAGAUGUUUGCCAUUUUCUUCCCUUCUGCCAUUGGCAUCCUGUCUGGGGCAAACAUCUCUGGAGACCUCAAAGACCCUGCUACUGCCAUCCCCAAAGGCACCCUCAUGGCCAUUUUCUGGACUACAGUCAGCCAUUUAAUUAUCCCUGUAACUCUUGGGGCAUGUGUGUUGCGGGAUGCCUCUGGUAAUUUGAGUGACAUUCUGACUGGAAACAUCACAGACGGCUGUGUGGGUCUGGGAUGUAGCCUGGGCUGGAACUUCACAGAGUGCAUCCAGUCACAAUCUUGUGAAUAUGGUCUGGCCAACAAUUCAAAGGUACUGGGCCAAGUUUCAGGUUUCUACUACCUCAUCACUGCUGGUGUCUUUGCAGCCAGCUUGUCGUCUGCCCUCGGCUUCCUCGUCUCCGCCCCUAAAGUCUUUCAGUGUCUAUGCAGAGACAAUAUUUACCCGUACAUUGGAUUCUUUGCAAAGGGUUAUGGGAAAAAUGAGGAGCCACUCCGGGCCUAUUUACUCUGCUACAUCAUCGCUGUGGCUUUCAUUCUCAUUGCUGAGCUGAACACCAUUGCAGCCCUGAUCUCCAACUUCUUCCUGUGUUCCUACAGCCUCAUCAACUUCAGCUGCUUUCACGCGUCAAUCACCAACUCUCCCGGUUGGAGGCCGUCUUUUCACUACUACAGUAAAUGGACGGCUUUGUUUGGAGCUGUGGUCUCUGUGGUGCUGAUGUUCCUGUUUACCUGGUGGGCUGCUCUCAUCACCUUCUGCAUCAUCUUCUUCCUCUUUGGAUACGUCAACUACAACAAGCCCAAGGUAAACUGGGGUUCGUCGGUGCAGGCGGGUACAUACAACAUGGCGCUGUCAUACUCUGUCUCUUUGUCUGGUGUGGAGGAUCACGUCAAGAAUUUCAGACCGCAAUGUCUCGUCCUGACUGGGCCACCAAACCAGAGGCCGGCACUGGUGGACUUUGUGGGCUCCUUCACCAAACACAUAAGCCUCAUGAUCUGUGGAGACAUAAUCAUGGAGCAGGACAGGCAGACUCGGCCGCACGAUGCCACAGAUUGGUUGGUGAAGUGGAUGAACAGGAGGAAGGUGCGCUCCUUUUACACACCUUUCACUGCUGACAGCCUCAGAGUUGGAGCUCGACACCUGCUGCAGGCUUCUGGUCUUGGCAAGCUGAAGCCAAACACUCUGGUCCUGGGCUUCAAGACAAACUGGAGGGAAAGUUCACCUGAAAGCAUUGAAGAUUACAUCAACACCAUAUACGAUACCUUUGACGCCAACUACUGUUUGUGUAUCUUGAGGAUGAUGGACGGGCUCGACAUCUCUGACCAGUUUGAUUCUGAAGUGAACCAGGGCUUUGAGCCCGAUGAAUCUGUUGAAAAUGACGACCAGCAAUCUCCUGAGAGGGAACCUGUGGAUGACAAUUCCGACAAAGGCGACAGUGAUCAGAACAAGACAGUGUUUCAGAAUGACCAGGGGAAGAAGACCAUCGACGUCUACUGGAUAGCUGACGAUGGAGGUCUGACUCUGCUGGUUCCUUACCUGCUCGCCAGGAGGAAACGCUGGCACCGCAGUAAGAUCAGGGUCUUCAUCAUAGGAGAUGAACAAAACAUGGAGCAAGGCCGCAACGAGAUGAUUGCUCUGCUGAAGAGGUUUCGCUUGGAUUUUAACAAUGUUACAGUCGUGACGGACAGCGAGAGGCAUCCAAACGCCAAAAACCUCAGUAGGUUUGUGGACAGUGUCGCCCCCUUCAGGCUACAUGAUGAACAGCAGGAAGGCGUCUCAGUUCAGGAACUGAGACAAAGCGCCCCAUGGAAAAUAUCAGACAAAGAAUUUGAGGCCUUCAAACUUAAGUCCGAGAGAAAAGUGAGGCUGAACGAAAUCAUCCGGAGGAAUUCACAACAUGCUGCUCUCGUGCUUGUGAGCCUUCCUGUGCCACACAGAGACUGCACCAGUGCUCUGUACAUGGCCUGGCUGGAUACUCUGACCUGUGGCCUCCACUGCCCCGCCGUGUUGAUACGAGGAAACCAGCAGAACGUGCUCACUUUCUACUGCCAAUGA